Molecule: messenger RNA, 1680 nt
Organism: Hyposmocoma kahamanoa
Lineage: Eukaryota; Metazoa; Arthropoda; Insecta; Lepidoptera; Cosmopterigidae
Product: cyclin-A1-4-like
Exons: 5
Coding region: 1-1290 (429 amino acids)
Biological process (GO): regulation of cyclin-dependent protein serine/threonine kinase activity; mitotic cell cycle phase transition
Cellular component (GO): cyclin-dependent protein kinase holoenzyme complex; cytoplasm; nucleus
Molecular function (GO): cyclin-dependent protein serine/threonine kinase regulator activity
Source: RefSeq, a predicted model, not a curated record
AUGUCGACUAAUAAAGAAAACGUUAAACCAAAAAGUAAAAUACCCGUUUUAAAAGAGAAAUCCACAUUUCGUCAUGUUAAAGGCAAAAUUGAAUCUUCUAUCGCUGAAGUUCAAAGGGAUCCUUUGAGGACUAUAGCAACUGUGGACAAAAAUUGUGUUUCUGGGCCAAGUCGAGAUAUUCCUAUAUUUGAUACACGAUAUGUUACUUACAGAGAUAACAAAGAAGAGUUAGAUUGGAAAUUUGAGGUUUUUGGAGGUAGCUCACACAGAGCACUUAAAAAUGUACCUCAAGAAAAAGUAAUAUCAGGAAGCUCUGUUAAAAAUACACUAACACCUUACGUCUCAUCACAGUCGGUUAAGAAGAAAGUGAAGAAAAGUCUUAAGAGGCCACAUUCUAUUGGUAUACGUGAUAUUGCAUCUCCGAUAGCAACCGACAUUCCGGUAUCACCUCCUUUGCUCAACAUUGAAACAAAACCGGCAAACUUUAACUAUCCACAUGAACUCCAACGUUCGUACAUCGACCCCCUAAGCAGACAUUACGCUUUUGACAACCUAAAAUAUUUACUAAGGACUGAAAAAAAAAUGGAAGAACAACCUGGAAUCCGAAGUGCAUCCCGUGCUUGUGUUAUUAAUUGGAUUGUAAAAAUUCACAUUUCGUCGGGCAAUCCAGCGGUAGUACAGCAGGCGUGUUGGUACUUAGAUAAAUACCUGAGCAACGCAUGGGUGACAAUACCUAGGCUUCAGGUAAUUGCCGCGGCGUGCCUCUGGAUCGCAACUAAAUUCUACGGUGGCUAUAUAUCUGGCAAAAGAUUGGUCAAGUAUUCAGGCCACGCAUUCAUUGAAAAAGAGUUAAUUGCUGCUGAGAGACAUAUAUUAAGAAAAUUGAACUUCCAAGUGCAAACCGUGGUGCCACAAGACUUCGUUCCCUAUUUUUCGUUGAGGUGCGGUUGGAUGCACUGUGCUGAUAUAGAAGCUGCGGCCACCUUUCUGUGCCUGUGUGGCUUGAUGGUGGAUAAGACUUUGAACAAAGAGUACCCUUCAGUUGUUGCCGCAGCCGCCGUUAAGAUUUCCCUUGUGCUCCUUCAUAAAACCACGUGUAUGGAUCAACUACAGUCAUGUCAUAUUUACAAAGCAGCAGAGAAGAAAUCAAGUAAUUUAACGAAAACGAGCGACCAGCUUUACGCCGCCAUACGUGUGAUACGAUCUGCAGGUUACGAAUACAAAGCAUUGAUAGGCAAAUACGCGGGUCCACCUAGUUUUAUAGUUAGCAAAAUAUUUAAAGACAUCUGAUACCACAACUUGUUAAUUUAGUUAUGAUAAUUGUUUCUACGUUACAAAUAUAGUCCAAUUGCGGGCGUUUUCUUGAAGCUAGUUAACAAUUUAAAUGUGUUUUAACGAAGAUAACAGAAUAUGAAUUUGACGUCACAAAUGUAGAUAGAUAUUAACCACAGGAUAUUAGGAAAAAAAUUUAAAUCGUGGUUAUAAUUGAUAGUAGAAAAUGUUGCCUAUUAUUUCGGUAGGUUAUAAGGGAGUCACCACACUUCUCGACACGUAUUCGCAUUAAGCCGAUUAGAAAAACUUUUAUGCCUAUAUAAAAAGAGCGAAAACGACGUGCGUUUAGCGUCUCUGAUCCGAGCGGAAGCGAAACGCGCAAUGUCUUUUCCGCUUUUAGGUAUUGCA